AGAGGGGUUUGCUGUUACCAGUGCUUAGUGCUGCAACUGAAACGGGAAAGUAAAAGAUGGCACCUGUUAAGAAGGGUAUCCUUGAACGGCUCAAUGCUGGCGAGGUGGUGAUUGGCGAUGGAGGCUUUGUGUUCGCUCUGGAGAAGAGGGGAUACGUGAAGGCUGGGCCUUGGACUCCUGAGGCUACUGUCACACACCCUGAGGCCGUGCGACAGCUGCACAGGGAGUUCCUGAGAGCCGGAGCUAAUGUCAUGCAGACACUGACGUUCUAUGCCAGUGAUGACAAACUGGAGAACAGGGGUCAGACAGUGAAGUAUACUGGAGUACAAAUCAACGAGGCCGCCUGCGACCUGGCGAAGCAAGUAGCCAGCGAGGGCGACGCUCUGGUGGCCGGUGGAGUGUGUCAGACUCCCUCCUACCUGAGCUGCAAGAGCGAGGCGGAAGUGAAGGCCAUCUUCAAGAAACAGCUGGAUGUGUUUGUGAAGAAGAACGUGGACUUCCUGAUUGCUGAGUACUUUGAGCACGUCGAGGAGGCAGAAUGGGCCGUGCAGGUGCUGAAGGCCACCGGAAAACCCGUAGCUGCUUCCAUGUGCAUCGGACCAGACGGAGACUUGCACGGUGUUUCUGCUGGAGAGUGCGCCGUCAGGCUGGUGAAGGCUGGUGCCCAGAUUGUGGGAGUCAACUGCCACUUUGACCCCAUGACCUGCGUGAAGACCGUGAAGCUGAUGAAGGAGGGAGUGGAGAAGGCCGGGCUGAAGGCUCACUACAUGGUGCAGCCGCUGGCGUACCACACCCCCGAGUGCACCUGUCAGGGAUUCAUCGAGCUGCCAGAAUUCCCCUUCGCCCUGGAGCCCAGGUUGCUGACCCGCUGGGACAUGCACAAGUACGCCAGAGAGGCCUACAACGUUGGCAUUCGCUUCAUCGGUGGCUGCUGUGGCUUUGAGCCGUAUCACAUCAGGGCCUUGACAGAGGAGCUAUCUGCCGAGAGAGGCAUCCUGCCCCCUGGAGCCGACUACCACGGAAUGUGGGGUUCUGGUCUGGAGAUGCACACCAAGCCCUGGGUCAGAGCCAGGUCCCGCCGUGAGUACUGGGAGAACAUCUUGCCAUCUUCUGGUCGUCCCCUGUGCGCCUCCCUGUCCAAGCCGGAGCACUGGGGCGUGACCAAGGGCCACGCCGACCUGCUGCAGCACAAAGAGGCCACCAGCAGCCAGGAAAUGAGGCACGUGCUGGAGAUGCAGAAGAAGGCCAAGUCUUCUUCGUGAACAAGACAGAGCGAGAAGAGAAAACCAAGGCACCCCUGCAGUCAACCAGAGAGGGACGAGGGUGACAGGAGGAAGUGACGUCUUUCCCGGUUCAGUCUGGAGAUUAAAAAGCACUUGUAACAGCGAUGAUGCUCCGGUCGCGGAGUGUCACAAUGUAAACCCCCGAAACAAUAAACCUGAGUUGUCUACUACA
This is a messenger RNA of Stegastes partitus (bicolor damselfish), 1455 nucleotides long. RefSeq names its product betaine--homocysteine S-methyltransferase 1-like. The transcript has 8 exons. Gene Ontology annotation, molecular function: zinc ion binding; betaine-homocysteine S-methyltransferase activity. Gene Ontology annotation, biological process: L-methionine salvage. The record is from RefSeq and is a predicted model, not a curated record. Lineage: Eukaryota; Metazoa; Chordata; Actinopteri; Pomacentridae. Gene Ontology annotation, cellular component: cytosol. Bases 57 to 1262 code for a protein of 401 amino acids.